Messenger RNA from Nicotiana tabacum (common tobacco), 1534 nucleotides. Its product is annotated as putative WRKY transcription factor 41. Gene Ontology annotation, molecular function: transcription cis-regulatory region binding; DNA-binding transcription factor activity. NCBI's taxonomy places the organism in Eukaryota, Viridiplantae, Streptophyta, Magnoliopsida, Solanales, Solanaceae. The record is from RefSeq and is a predicted model, not a curated record. Gene Ontology annotation, biological process: regulation of DNA-templated transcription. Gene Ontology annotation, cellular component: nucleus.
ACGGAUAAAUCAGUUACAUCUUGUUCUUACUACUAAUGAGUAGAGGACUUCGCCCCAGCUUGACGAAUCUCAUCCCUGCACACCAGUCCAGGGAAAGCUUAUAUCUAAAGUGAUAGUGAUCCAUCUCCUUUGACUUGAAUCUCUCUUUUUUGGCUACAUUUGACCUUGUUAGCUAGUUUUGCAAAAAUGGGAGAGGAGAAUUGUUGGGAGAGAGAGGUAGUGAUAACUGAGCUAACCAAGGGGAGGGAAUUGAUGUGUCAGCUGCAAAAGCACUUUGAUCCCAUGAAAAAGGAUGUAUGCCAGUAUUUAUCUGUGGAAAUACUUUCUUCCUAUGAUAAAGCUCUGUCGCUCUUAAAUGGCACAGCUUUAUCAGGGAUGAACAAAGGUAAACAGAUUAGUAAUCCAGCACCAUCUUCAUCAACUGGCAAGCUGGAAUCUCUGCAUCUUUUGGCUGAUGCUAGCGCAAAGAGUUCUGACCGUCCCUGCAACUCCAGGAAGAGGAAGAUGGUGUCGCGAAGGACAGAAUACGUACAUGCUCGAUCUGGAGAAGAGGUUCCACCUGAGGAUGGAUACAGUUGGAGGAAAUAUGGACACAAAUAUAUUUUAGGGGCAAAACAUCCCAGAGAAUAUUAUCGAUGUGCUCGUCGUCGUUUAUCUAGUUGUACUGCUACUAAGAUGGUCCAGAGAAGUGAGACAGAGGCAUCAGUUUUUGAAGUUAUCUAUGGAGGAAGUCACAGUUGUGGUCAAGAAAGCAAACUGCAGCAAAAUGGAGAAUUAGUUGCUGCGCUAACAAAAGAAACACAAUGUGAUGAAGUUGGAAGAAGAGGGGAAAUAUCUGAAUCCUUCUUCCCUGAGAUGGUUUCAACCCCAAAUACUUCAUUCAAUAAUUCCUCAACAGGGAUAGUAAACUCCAAUUCAAUCCUCAACAUGACCAAUUCUGAUUUCAUGACAACACCAACUUCAGCACAUGCAGAGGGAAAUUCCUCAGCUGAGGAUCUUUGGACUACAUUUUUUUCUUCCUUGAAAUGAGAUUGAUAGUCAAAGUAACUAUCUAGAUAAAAGCUUCUUUUAGGAGGACUUGCAGGGCUCUUUUUUAAUGACGGUGGUAUCCGAGCCAUCUUGCUUGCACUUCGACCAAUUCCACAAAGAACCUGCUACCUCUCAUCAGCACAGGUAUCGAGUAACUUUAUCCACCAAGACUUGGACAGAUGAGAAGAGAUCACCUAGUAUUUUUUGCCUCUCUUGGAUUUGGAGUUGCAGGGCUUUAUUCUAUCAAUAUAUUGAUAAUUAUUGAUGAAUUUACUAUGUGAAUAAAGGAUACUGUAAGAGUAUGAGCAUAUUAUAAGAAAAGUAUCAUUCUUUUUUUAAAAGAUAGAAAAGAAAAGAAAAGAGUUGUCAUAUAAAAUGAAAAAUAGUGGGAGUAAUAGUUCAAGCAUUUGAAACAUCAGCAAUUAGUAGCAGUACAGUAUCAUACAUGUCACUAAUGUAAUGCUAGUUUUUGAUAUCAAAUACAUCAUUUUAUGUUUAUAGGGCU